CUUUCCUUGGAAAUACCCACGUCAAACGAGCUUAACGAAUGAGAGGGGAAAAAUAAUCCAAUUCUUUUCCUUUCCCUUUGUUUCAUAAUUAUGAGCUUUUAGCUAGACGAAAGGCAUUAUUUUGAAGGGAAGGCUUCAAUUCCAGCGACUUCUCCUCUCAUUUUCAAUGUUCUUGUAAGAAAUUUAAUCUUUUUGGUUCUUCUUGCAACCUCUUACGUUGUUUUGUUAUAAAGCAUUGGUCUUAUCUUAGGUAGAUAUAUUGUUGUACAUAAAAGACACCCAUUUCAAAUUGCCACCUUUUGUAUUUAUAAUUGUUCUCAAAAUCGAAACUUUCUCCAUAAUUUCAAUCUGUUGGUCUUUGAAAAGGCUACCCUUUUUGCUCAUUUGCUGCGUAUGAACCUCUACCCCCAAUCCCCAUUAACAAAACCCAGCUCAAAUCCCAAGCAUUUUCUUCUAAUGUAAAAAAAAAAGACCCAUCUUUGAUCAUUCCGUGCACCCAAAAUGUCACCUUUCCUCAUCUUGUUCAUAGUUCAUGCCCUUUUCCUUUGAAUCCAUCUCUUCAUCCUUCGAGAAAAUCACCACAAACUUGAACAACAAAAUGUUUGGACCACUAACUCAUAGGGGGGUCUCGUAUGAGUUCUUGGGCCAAACAGACCAUUGUAACAAUUCCCCCACAAUUUCAAGAAAACCCCCUUUCAAUAAUCCCUUGACUGUAAAAUUCCAAGACCUUUAUGGGUUCAAUGUAGAAGGCAAUGUGGAUGAUGUCAAUGUGAUGAAUGAGGUUAGAGAGAGGGUGAAGAAGCAAGGGAGGGUUUGGUGGUCUCUUGAGGCGAACAAGGGCGCAAAUUGGUAUUUGCAGCCUAUGAUUUCUUCUAAUGGAGAAGGAAUUAGAGUUGCUUCGUUGAAAUUAUCGGUAUUGACGAAUACUAUUACGCUUAAGAGGCUUGUCAGAAAGGGAAUUCCUCCGACGUUAAGGCCGAAGAUUUGGUUGUCGGUUUCCGGUGCAGCCAAGAAGAGGUCGACAGUGCCUGAGAGUUACUAUAAUGAUCUUGUUUUAGCUACCGAAGGGAAGGUCACGCCUGCAACUCUGCAGAUUGAUCAUGAUAUUCCUCGUACAUUCCCGUGUCACCCUUGGUUGGAUAGCCCAGAAGGCCAGGCAGCACUUCGCCGAGUUCUUGUUGGAUACUCAUUUCGGGACUCAAAUGUUGGUUACUGUCAGGGUUUAAAUUAUGUGGCCGCUCUAUUGCUGCUAGUGAUGAAAACGGAGGAGGAUGCAUUUUGGAUGCUUGCUGUCCUCUUGGAGGACGUUUUGGUGAGUGAUUGUUACACUGAUAAUCUUUCUGGUUGCCACGUCGAGCAAAGAGUGUUCAAAGAUUUGCUUGCCAAAAAAUGUCCGAGGAUUGCAGCUCAUUUGGAAGCUAUGGAGUUUGAUGUUGCUCUUGUAGCCACGGAGUGGUUCUUGUGCCUCUUCUGUAAGAGUUUGCCUUCAGAGACUGCCAUGCGUGUUUGGGAUGUUUUAUUCAAUGAGGGAGCUAAGGUCCUUUUUCAUGUUGCUUUAGCAAUCUUUAAGAUGCAGGAAGAGGAGCUGCUAGAAGCCCAACAAAUUGGCGACGUGAUUGACAUCUUGCAAACAUCCACCCAUCAUCUCUAUGAUCCCGAUGAAUUGUUGACAGUUGCAUUCGAGAAGAUUGGUUCAAUGACAACCAACACGAUAACCAAGGAGAGGAAAAAGCAGGAACCAGCAGUCAUGGCCCAGCUUGAUCAGAGACUGAAACGACUGAACUCGUUGAAAUCAAGGGAACAAACUCAGUAACAGUCAAGAUGGAGAUCAGAGUGAGAGUUUCAGAAAGAAAAAAGAAACUUAAACUGUGGUUGAUGCCUUUGUUCAGCUGCAUCCCGGUGGAG
Asparagus officinalis (garden asparagus) is the source of this 1905-nucleotide messenger RNA. Its product is annotated as growth hormone-regulated TBC protein 1. The transcript has 7 exons. Lineage: Eukaryota; Viridiplantae; Streptophyta; Magnoliopsida; Asparagales; Asparagaceae. The record is from RefSeq and is a predicted model, not a curated record. Bases 533 to 1813 code for a protein of 426 amino acids.